Molecule: messenger RNA, 1413 nt
Organism: Neoarthrinium moseri
Lineage: Eukaryota; Fungi; Ascomycota; Sordariomycetes; Amphisphaeriales; Apiosporaceae
Exons: 4
Coding region: 1-1413 (470 amino acids)
Biological process (GO): proteolysis
Molecular function (GO): metallodipeptidase activity
Source: RefSeq, a predicted model, not a curated record
AUGUCGGAGAAGGUGUCCGCGUAUGGUGAGGCCCAACUCGAGGAGCAAGCCCGAAGCCGGCCGACAAAUGUUCGCCGGGCCGUUGCCGUGUUGUUCUCAUUGCUGUUUGUGGGAACAUUCCUCCACCCUGUGACGAGGCCUCACCAUCCCGCCUGCCAUGCCUAUUCCCGCCUUCGCCCUCUGAGUAUAGAGGAGCGUGUGCACAAGGUCCUCUCCGGCACGCCGUUGAUAGACGGUCAUGAUGAUUUCCCCCUUCUCGUCCGGGCUCUAUUUGCAAACCAUAUCUAUGGCGAUGACUUCAAGGAGAAGUUCGAGGACGGUGGCUUGCCAAUGCAGGUCGACAUACCCCGACUGAGGGAAGGACAGAAUGGAGGUGCCUUCUGGAGUGUGUAUAGCUUCUGCCCAAAGAACGGCUCCGACUGGUCAGACGAGAACUACAAUGACAGCGUCCUCUUCACGUUGCAGCAGAUCGACAUGAUGACACGGCUCGGGGCCGCCUACCCCAAAGACUUCUCCAUCACAGCGGGCAUCAGCAGCGCCUCGGCCAUCGAGGCUUUCAAGCAAGGGAAGCUGAUCUCGCCCCUUGGGAUCGAAGGCUUGCACCAGAUCGGCAACUCGGUGGCCAACCUGCGCCGUUUCCACGCUCUCGGGGUGCGCUAUGCCACGCUGACGCACAACUGCGGCAACAUCUACGCCGACUCUGCCCUGGUGGAGUCCCCCUCCUUCCGCAAGGCACCGCCCUACUGGGGCGGACUGUCGCCCAAGGGCAAGGAGCUGAUCCAUGAGAUGAACCGCAUCGGCAUGAUUGUGGACCUGGCCCACGUCAGCGCCGACACGAUGCGCGAUGUCCUGGGCGGAACCGAGUGGGAGGGCAGCAAGGCGCCCAUCAUGUUCAGCCACUCUUCGGCGUACUCCAUCUGCCCACACCCGAGGAAUGUGCCCGAUGAUGUUCUGCAGCUGGUGAAGAAGACAAAUUCUGUUGUCAUGGUCAACUUUGCGCCCGACUUCAUCUCCUGCAAGGACGUCGGCAACGACAAUGGUGUCUCGGCACUCGUCCCGGAGAACGCCACGCUGGCCCAGGUCGCGAGCCACAUCACGUACAUUGGCGAUCUGAUUGGUUACGACCACGUCGGCAUCGGCAGCGACUUUGACGGCAUCCCCACCGUGCCCAGGGGCCUGGAGGAUGUCUCCAAGUUCCCGGACCUGUUCGCCGAGUUGCUGAGACGGGGCGUAUCGGACGAAGAUGCCGCCAAGGUGGCCGGCGGCAACAUCCUCAGGGUGUGGAGCGGCGUCGAGGAGGUCGCCGCCAAGUUGCAGGCCGAGGGCUUCCCGGUGAUGGAGGACGACUUACCAAAGUUGAGAUUCGAGGAGUCGAUGCUGCUGACCGGGCUCAAUGUUUCGGGGCUGCUAUGA